Molecule: messenger RNA, 2636 nt
Organism: Indicator indicator
Lineage: Eukaryota; Metazoa; Chordata; Aves; Piciformes; Indicatoridae
Gene: AKAP1
Product: A-kinase anchoring protein 1
Exons: 10
Coding region: 1-2616 (871 amino acids)
Molecular function (GO): RNA binding
Source: RefSeq, a predicted model, not a curated record
AUGGCUCUGCGCUUCCACAAUGCCAUCCCCUACGCCAUCCCUGGAGUACUGGCACUUCUUGGCUGCUGGUGGAUGUAUUCCCAUAGAAAAAAACAUGCAAGCUACCCUGAGAAACAAGCAACAGCCAUUGAAGAAGAAAAGCAAGAAGAGGUGCAGGAGAAUGGUCAGUCAGCCAGGACAGAAGCCUGUGUUCUUCAAAGGCUGCCUCUCUCCUCAGAAGAGGAAUGCCCAGAGAAUGAGACCUCCGCCUUCCUGCUGUCAGCGUGGUCCACGACGCCCUCUCCGCUGUCCCCCACUCAUGAGAGGUUAGAGCUCUCACAGGACCUGCAGGACCUGUCAGUAACCACAGGUCAGCCCAGCACCCCUGAGGACGACAGUGAAAAACUGGAAAGGAUAGGGUCCCGAGAUGGAAGCAGUUUCCCUGCUUGUGUUGCUCUGCCUCUGCUCCCAGAGAGCACAGAGUGUCCCAGCAGCACUGCAGUGAGCCUUGCACAGGACUCAGGCUCUCCUGCAACCCCAGGUCAGUGGUCAUCAGCAUCAGUGCCACUGACACAAGAGUCUUUGGGAGCCUCAGAGAUCAGUGGUGCAGAGCACUCAGAUGAUUCUGCGAUUAAGGCCCCUAAGGAAGUCCAGAUGCCAGAAAUGAUGCUGUCAAAUCCUGGCUCUGUGACAGCCCUGUGCUUGGGACUGGAGAAGGAAGCCAAUGCCCCACACGCCUUUCUCAGCAACAAAGCUGAGGUCAUAUCAAGUCACAAGGAUUCUGUAGUGAAUCUGUUACCAGAGAGUGUGGAGCAGUCCAGGGAAGAAAAGAUGUCUGAGUCGGUGGCUGGCACUGGACCUGGGUGUCUGGAGGACACACAGCCAAUAGGAGAGGAAUUGGAAAGAGAGAAGACUGGAGGAGUGAGUUUGGACAAGGAAGAAGUUGAGAAGAUUGAGCAGGUGGCAAUACAAAUAAUUUCCAAGGUUAUUUUGGCAGCAACUGAGGAAGUGCUCUCUGGUGCUGCAGGUGAUGUGUCCGCACAGAUCUGCCAGGCUGCUGCCAGCCGUGCUGAGAGACCUUUGAAGAUGACCAGAGCUGUUCCUUCUGCUCAGGUGCUGGCAGAGGAGGCUGCAGUAGCUGGUGAGAGCACUGCUGUGAAGGGUGAUGCUGCAGCACUGCCACCCCUGCAGCCAGGGGAGCAGGGGCAGUGUGCCACAGGCUCCGGCUGCUCGCCUAGCCCUGCCCACGGAGGCGCAGGGAGCCCUGAGGUCAGGAGCCACCUGUGCAGCCAGGGUCAUGUGGCUGGCCUGGCUCCUGUGGAAAACCAUGGAGGGGCACUAGAGAAGUCACCUUUGGUUAUGGAGGACUCUGGGUACAGCACAUGUGUGUGUGAAGGUGGGACAAGUGUGGAGGAACCUCUGCAGGACCCAGUCCUGCCUGUUGCUUUGGGCCAGCAGUCGAACUCACAGAGCACAUCUGCAGCCCCAGGCACAUCUGCUGAGCAGAGCUCAGCACCAAGGGAAAAACCUGCUCCUCUGAAGCCACCUGAAGGCAGCAACGUGGCCUACAGUAAUGGGAUACUGAAAGAGGAUGGUCCAGACUUGCAGCAUGAGUGUAGCAGGGCAGCAGGGAUGGGUGGAGAGCACUCAGGAGGUGCAGAUGUGGAGAGUGUGGAUUUUGUGGACAGUGGCUGUGCCAUGAGGAGGACAGUGAGCUGCCAGAAGCUGGGGGGAGAAGCCAGCAAGCCUGACUUUGUCAUCUGGGAGAUCGAGGUCCCCAAGGAGUUAGUUGGCCGCUUGAUUGGCAAACAAGGAAGAUUUAUGAGCUUCCUGAGGCAAGCAUCUGGGGCCAAAAUCUAUGUCUCAACACUACCUUAUUUUCGUGACUCCCAGGUCUGUCACAUUGAAGGCUCCAUGCAGCAAGUAGAAAAGGUCCUGAGCCUGAUUGGCAAGAAGUUCAAAGAGCUGUGUCUGACCAACAUCUAUGCUCUACCUCCACCAACGCCGCUGACGCUUCAUUCCCUCCUUAUGACUGCCUGGCUGUUCCUCCCAGAUGGAGUCACUGUAGAGGUGGUGGUGUCCAACCAGGUGGAUGCUGGCCACAUGUUCCUGCAGCAGCACACACACCCUACCUUCCACGUCCUGCGAAGCCUCGACCAGCAGAUGUCUGCUUGCUAUUCUCAACCUGAAAUUCCAACCCUGCCCACUCCAGUAGAAGUUGGCAUUAUCUGUGCAGCCCCAGGCCUGGAUGGGGCAUGGCUGCGGGCUCAAGUCAUCACCUACUUCCAAGAGACCAACGAGGUGGAGCUCAGAUAUGUGGACUAUGGAGGAUACGACAGAGUGAAGGUCGACACACUCAGACAAAUCAGGUCUGACUUUUUAUCACUGCCUUUCCAAGGAGCUGAAGUUUUACUAGACAACGUGGUGCCACUUCCAGACGAGGAUCACUUCUCCUCUGAAGCCGACGCCGCUGUCAGCGAGAUGACUCGAGGUGCAGUCCUGGUGGCACAGGUCACCAAUUACGACAGUGCAACAGGCCUGCCGCUGAUCCAGCUGUGGAACCUGAUGGGGGAUGAGGUGGUAUCAAUAAACAGAACUCUGGUAGAAAGAGGAUUUGCUCAGUGGCUUGACUACUAGCAGUGUCCUGGAUGCCUCAA